AUGGAGAAGGGAAAAGAAACGACGCAUUGUGACGAAGGGACGGCAGAAACGGGCAAGGCGAAGAGACGCCGAGAAAGAGCCAUAGAGUAUGUAAUGGCCGGAGAACCAGACACGACCGAGAGGUUGGAACUGCACAUGCCACCCCCGUCGGCUGCCGCGCCGCCGAUCGACGACGAAUUCACUUGUGCGCGAGAAAAUGGACAGAGAAACGCAGACAUCCCGGCGACCAGGCUACUGUCGGCCAACAAAGACGCCUAG
Molecule: messenger RNA, 258 nt
Organism: Caenorhabditis sp. 36 PRJEB53466
Lineage: Eukaryota; Metazoa; Nematoda; Chromadorea; Rhabditida; Rhabditidae
Source: the annotation of a GenBank genome assembly